Molecule: messenger RNA, 5063 nt
Organism: Pelodiscus sinensis (Chinese soft-shelled turtle)
Lineage: Eukaryota; Metazoa; Chordata; Testudines; Trionychidae
Source: RefSeq, a predicted model, not a curated record
UCUCAGAGGAGGUUGUAAGCCGGGGCCCAGUUGGGUGCUGUAAAAUAAUUAUUUAUUAUUAAUGAGGAGAGGCUUGGCAGUCUGGCUUGCCAUAGGGAAAUGAAUCCUGGAGGUGCUGGCUCAUUUUGCCAGAUUGUUCCCCCCAUCCUCCAGAUUUCUCCUUGCUCUGAUCCCAUUAAGAGAGGGAUCAUGCGAUCGUCUUCAAGUUGUUCUAAGGCAAGCUUACUAUGGCUUUCACACGGCAGAGAGGUGGUAACUAGGUCAGCUGCAUGUAGCCCAAGGGAACAGCUGUUAGUGGGUGGUUUUUAAUCCCCCUCGCCAGGUUUUCUUGCCUGUAAAACCAGCACUUCCGUUGAAGUGAAGCCGUUCUGCUUGCCGGGAAGGCGUUAAUGAGAAGGAAACUAAUGACACAACCUGUUCAGAGCACUGAAUGCAAGAGGAAUGCAUGUGAAUGUGCUAAGGAGGGAUUGCUUGCCAGCUGACCUCACGGCUGAGUGCGGUCUGCAGAGUUCUUUGAGAUGCUGGAAAAAAUGCAGGCACCAAAACCUGAAGACCAGAGAACGGGAAGCCACAAAAAUAAGGAAGAUUACAUCCCAUACCCCAGCAUUGACGAGAUUUUAGAGAAAGGAGGCCCUUAUCCCUUAAUCAUUCUGCCUCAGUUUGGCGGGUAUUGGAUUGAAGACCCAGAAAACAUCAGCACGCCCACCUCGUCGGAUAGCAGCAUCUACGAAGAGGAAGAGGAAAACCUGAGCCCUAGCACAUUUGGGUAUAAAUUAGAGUGCAAAGGUGAAGCCAGGGCGUACAGAAAACACUUCCUAGGGAAGGAUCAUUUAAAUUUUUAUUGUACAGCCAGCAGCCUAGGAAAUCUGAUUCUUUCUAUUAAGUGCGAAGAGGCAGAUGGUACUGAAUAUUUAAGGAUCAUACUCAGGUCCAAAGUGAAAACAUUACAUGAAAGGAUCCCCCUGGCAGGACUUAGCAAGUUUCCUAGUAUCCCGCAGAUUGCAAAGGCUUUCUGUGAUGAUGCCUCUGGACUGAAGUUUAACCCCGUCUUGUAUCCCAAGGCAUCCCAGAUGAUAGUGUCUUAUGAUGAGCACGAAGUUAAUAACACAUUUAAAUUUGGUGUGAUUUAUCAGAAAUUUAAACAGACUUUAGAGGAAGAGUUGUUUGGGAAUAAUGAAGAGAGCCCUGCUUUCAAGAACUUCUUGAGUUUGCUAGGGGAAACCAUAACACUCCAGGAUUUUAAAGGUUUCCGAGGGGGUCUGGAUGUAACACAUGGUCAGACUGGUACCCAAUCUGUGUACACUGUAUUCAGGGACAGAGAGAUUAUGUUUCAUGUCUCCACAAAGUUGCCUUUUACUGAAGGAGAUGCACAGCAGCUCCAGAGAAAGAGACACAUUGGUAAUGACAUAGUGGCAAUUAUAUUUCAAGAAGAAAACACUCCGUUUGUCCCUGACAUGAUUGCCUCAAAUUUCCUGCAUGCGUACAUCGUUGUGCAAGUGGAGAGUCCUGAGACUGACAAUGAAUCCUAUAAGGUGUCAGUCACUGCCCGGGAAGAUGUCCCUUCGUUUGGUCCUUCUCUGCCAAGCCCACCAGUAUUUCAAAAAAACGCAGAAUUCAGGGAGUUCUUGCUUACCAAACUCAUCAAUGCUGAAAACGCGUGCUGCAAAUCUGACAAGUUUGCAAAGCUGGAGGACCGGACCCGAGCGGCAUUGCUGGACAAUCUCCAUGAUGAGCUUCAUACACACACACAGGCAAUGCUCGGGCUGGGGCCCGAGGAAGAUAAGCUUGAGAAUGGAGGUCAUGGAGGCUUCUUGGAAUCAUUUAAGCGAGCCAUUCGAGUCCGCAGCCAUUCCAUGGAAACCAUGGUGGGGAGUCAGAAGAAACAUCAGAGCGGCGGGAUCCCCGGGAGCCUGAGUGGUGGCAUCGCUCACAACAGCGGUGAAAUAACAAAGACGACCUUCUCGCCUCCUGUAGCAGCAGCUGCAACAGCCAAGAACCAGUCGAGAAGCCCUAUUAAGCGACGGUCAGGGCUGUUCCCCCGUCUGCACACAGGAUCAGAAAGCCAAUCAGAAAGCAGGACGAGAUGUGACAGUGUUUCAGGAACACAGAAGACACCGGAUGGGGGACAUUCUUCUCAAGACAUGAAAUCUGAAACUUCAUCUAACCCUAGCUCUCCUGAAAUAUGCCCCAACAAAGAAAGGCCAUUUAUUAAAUUGAAAGAGAAUGGAAGAUCAAACAUCUCACGCUCUUCAUCAAGUACCAGCAGCUUCAGCAGCACAGCAGGGGAGAGUGAAACCUUGGAAGAAUACGAUAGCGUGGGCAGCCAGCCAUCCACGGCAUCACCUUUCAAACAGGACGUGUUUGUCUAUGGCUCUUCUCCCAGCAGUGAGAAUCCAAGCAUGGCAGCAGCUGCGACACCAGUGAUCAUGAGCAGGAGCCCCACAGAUAUAAAGAACAGAAACUCUCCAAGGUCAAAUCUAAAGUUUCGCUUUGAUAAGCUUAGCCAUUCCAGUUCCAGCACGACUCACUAGCAGGAGCCAGACAUCAUGAACUUGUAAAAGGUUUUCUGUUAUAACAAAGGGAAAACUCUUCUCUUCCACUAUCAAAUGGGAAACCCCAUGAGCUACACGAAUAGCAAUGGCCACGCUGCAUUGUGAGCUCUUCACCCACUCAGCUGUACCUUUAAGUGAGUCGAGAAGAAACUGCCAUCUAGUAGUAACGUCUGUAUUCUAACAAGAACCCAUCAGUGCAGAAUGGUAACACAUUGCUCGACUCCCGUUUUGUCUGAUAAACCCUCCAUUCUCGCACUGCAUCUGGAAAUGCAUUUCUGCCAUGUACUUGAAGUCCCUUCACCCUCUCGCUCGGUACUCUGAAACGUGCUAACCUUGUGUGCACCUUGUAUGUACGGUAGCUAUUUGUCUUAAGAUGAGUGCUGUUCAUCUUGUGUUGCUUGGACUGGGAAAAGACAGUUCAAUGACAAAUCCUGUUUCCUCUAGGCUUUUUCAUAUUGCAGUUCUGUGUCUAUCCAUUUGCGCUCGCAGAUGAUUUUCUUUAUCUAGAAAGUAGGCAGGACAGCUAUUCUCUGUUGGCUCAGGAUGUCUCUGUGCUUUGUUUUUAAUUACCCAAUGAAAAACAACUGGUCAGGUUUCUUUGGUUUGUUGUUAAGGGUGGGGGGAGCUUGCACAAGUUCUUUCAAACCUAUUUAUUUGUCUCUUAGCUUGGACAGGAGGGAUUUCCUCCACCUCCGUUAAGGGAUUUUGGAGCAAAUCAAAGGCAAAAUUCUGUGCUGCUGAAAAUCAGAUCUCUGUUGACUUCAGAGAAGCACCAUGGAGGGAGUCCUGGGUUUUUUUCCUGGCCCCUGUGAGUAAACUUGGGCAGUAACUUCUGUCUGCCUGUUCCCUUCCCCUGAGUUGGGGUGGGAGCUGUCGCAGAAGAUGGGCUUGUUCAGUGCCUAGCACAAUAGGACCUCCAGGCACUCACACACUGGAAAUAAUAGUAAUGGAGGUGCCACCAUUUUACUUUAGAGAAUUUGGCUAUCACUCUCGAGGAGGACAUAUGGGCUGGAGAAUAUCCAUGUGGCUGAAAUCUCUCUCCAGCAAACAAAUGAUAAGCUGUUAAGAUGCUGACUUUUGUUGUUUGUGUAAAUUCACUUGGCAGGACUGCAUAACACACCAGCUUGGAGAAAGUGCCUCCCCUUUGCUGUGUAAUGGCUUAUACGCAUGCUGCGGGGAGGAACUGCUAAGGCAAAAUAGGGCCGGGAAGAAUGGGAAAAAAUGCAGUGAAAAGAGAGUGAUGCAUGAGCAAACACCACACUCUCAUAACCAAAAACCCACGUCUCCAGCUAUUGCUCUACAGCCCCCUGAUUCCACAUCCCCUUGGGGGGAAUGCUGGUUCAUGCAAACAGGGCUUUAAUAAGGUUCUCCUUUGGUUGGGCUGCGUCCGUGCGGGUCAUAUUUUUAUAGGGGCUGGGAUGGUACACAAGAGCCUGCAGAAUAACCUGGGCCCACACAAGCUCCUGGGAGAUAUCACCAGAGAUUCUGCAUGUCACCCACGUAGUAAAGUAAGUUUGCUACUAGAAAAGGGGCAUAGAUGGGAGAGCAGGGUGUAAAAUGUAUAAAUAUACAACAGAUUUACAGGGUUGUGAGAAGAGUCAGGCAUCUUCCCCCCCCCCCCCAUUUUUUGUUCCACUUGAUGCUUUUUAGAUUUCACUCCCACCUCCUAGGUCAGUUCAUCAGUGUUACCCCAAGGGCAUUGUUGAAGAACACCUCGAUCCCUUACUACAGCUCAAUUGCUGUGGACAAAGAGCUAGGACCUGAGCGUCCCCACAGUUCAAAUGCAGAAAUUUAAUCAGCCACCAGGGUGUGAAUGUAUGUCUGUUGCCCUGCACUUUUUAUUUCAGUGCAAUGUGAGCGUGGGACGACAUCAUUCUGAUUGGCUGCUUUGCACCAUGUGACUGACAGGACAAGGUGUACUGCAAGACAAUGGAGAUUAGCGUCUGGCUGAUUGUUUAAACUUCUAGUACUAUGGGAACCCAUUACAUUAAUAAAAGAACCUUUUAUUUUUAUCAGCAGCUGAAUUGCAGUGAGAGGGGGAAGUGCUUUCUAUAAAUAAAAACCCUUUUCUCCUGCCCCCACAUGCUCACAGCAGCCCCAAAAGGAGCCACUAAGCUGCUGUUGUGGCGUGGUGACUGACUGAUUGCAGCCAGGGCUACACUCAACCUGGAAGAUUGGGUUAAAGUAUACACUUCUAGCAAGUACUCCCGUCAGCUUUCCUUACGCCUUGCGACUGCCAGGAGUACCAGUGCUGACUGGCACUGCCCUCAGCGUUCGAUUUAGUGGGUCUUAACUAGACCCGCUAAAUUGAAUGCCAGAAGAACGAUCUCCAGCAUGGCAAGUGAAGACGUGGCCUAUUAAGUAGAUCUCAAAAGCACCUACUUACUGCCUUUUAUGUACCAGAGCAUCACCAAGUGAUGCUCCAGUGACAUUAAUGGAGCUAUGCUGACUUUCACCAAUGUAACAAAUGUUAGGUUCAGGGGAAAGACUGUUAAUAUUUUUUCAGUAACU